AUGUGUCCCUCCUCUUCCUCCGCAGGCGCUGAUCUCUUCUCUAACUGCACGGAGGAGUGUAAAGCCCUGGGCCACUCGGACCGCUGCUGGAUGCCGAGCUUCGUGCCCUCCGACGGGCGCCAGGGCCCGGACUACCGCAGCAACCUCCACGUGCCCGGCAUGGACUCGGUCCCGGACACAGAGGUAUUUGAAAGCCCCGAGCAGACGGCUGAUAAGUCGUUCUCCACGUUUGGCAAAGAGACGCCUCUCAGUCACCUCCACCAAAUCCACCAAAACCACCAACACCUCAAAAACCAUCAUCACCUCAGCCACCAGCAGGGCUCCAUAGAGAGGAAAGAGUUGGAGGCUUUUCUGCCUAGCUCCAGAGCGCCUUUUAACCCCGCUUACUUAACGAGGAAAAGGGUUUCCUAGCUCCUUUCGCGUGGACAUACCAGAGACCGCGUGACUUUGCACAAUCACUCCUGGACGACCAAGGCUACAAAAAAAAGAAAGCAUCAAAAUUGAGCCCCAACCCCACCCUCACCCCCUCCCCCCACCCUGUCUCCCCCCUCCUCACCUGGGAAAAUAAAAAUAAACUACCAAUAAAAACACGAUUACACACCUUAAGAAGGAAGUGAAGAUCCCUCCAUCCUGGACUCUUUGGAGCACUGACCCCACCUGCAGGAUGUGGAACUGUUUUUUUUGGGGGGGGGGGGGGGGGGGGUUUGCAGGGAGGUGGAUGAAUAGCCUUACUCGCUGGGAGGACCCCACUGUCUCAGCCGGACUGAGAACCUAACGGAGGACGAGGAGGAGGAGGAGGAGGGACUCUGAUCUCUCGGAGCUUUUCCAAUCUGCGUGUGCCUGUUUACAGGAGGAGAAUCAAAAACCAGACGAGGACUGCUUCAAAAAGACUGAUCGAUACGAGAGCCACUCGGGAGAAACACCGCCACUGAGCCCUUUAGGCGUUUGAACUCGCAGAGAGAGACAGAGCGACGCCAAACUGUACAGGAGAAUCUUUGUGCAUUUGAAGAUGCAACACCACUGUUUUAGAUUUUUCUAUUCUGUUCGUGCGGUCAGGUGUCUCUAUUCCGAUCUACUUCACACUUUGUAAGAAAAGACUGUGGGCAGGAUAUUUUUUUAUUUAUCUUUUCUUUAUGUUGACGGGGCUUUGGUUUGUUCACCGGACGCCGUCCGGCCCGCUCUUUUUCUGGUUCUGAGGCGUGGAGUAGUUUCUAUCAUGUGUGAGAAGUGUUUACUGUACUCUUUUAAAACGUUUCAAGCUGAAUAUAAAACUCUAUAUAUAAAUCUAUCUAUAUCUACUUGUUCUGAAGGCGUGCUAUCCGUUUGCUGGGUUCACAUUCUGAUUGGAGGUUGAAGGAGGCGUGGAGAGAGACACAACAGCCUUAGCAGAUGUAAAACUCGACUUCUCAUCCUUUCACAUCAGUUUGUUUCUUUUUUUUCCACUUUGGGGAUAAACGGUCAUGUCCAUAAGUACGGGAGGCGGCGGGUUAGACAUUCAUGGUAAUUUUUGUGUCAUUGUAACCAAAACUUUUAAGGGUCCAUUUAUAAGGAAACAAAAAGGCCAAAAGCAGACGGUGUUUGUCAGCACUGCGGCGGGAUUCAGUACACACACACACACACACAUGACUUUCUCACACAUUACAAACACAAACACACCGAUAUGCCAACAAUAAACUGAAAAAUGGUGAAAA
Molecule: messenger RNA, 1691 nt
Organism: Labrus bergylta (ballan wrasse)
Lineage: Eukaryota; Metazoa; Chordata; Actinopteri; Labriformes; Labridae
Source: RefSeq, a predicted model, not a curated record